AUUGUGCUGGAGUGCAGAUGGUAAGCGAGUAGCGAGUGGAUCCUGGGAUGUCGACACCGGCAAAACUAUCCUGACAAUUAAAACUGGGCACAAUAUGGUAGAAGCGGUGAUGUACUCGCCUGACUCAUCAAAACUGGCGACAGGCGGAGACGAGAAUGGUGUAAAAAUCUGGGAUGCGAAGACAGGCGAGCUUCUCAACACACUCAAACACGAUCACCAGGUUUUCAGCUUGGCAUGGACAUCGGACGGGAAGAAGUUUAUCUUCGGUUCAUAUGGCCCGAUUAGGAUAUUCGAUACUGCCACUUGGCAGCAGAUCGCCAUCCUUGAAGGUCACACAUACUCUGUCUGGAUCUCCUUGUCGCAGAACAACUGCCUCCUUGCCAGUGUAUCACUCGAUCAUACAGCGCGUCUAUGGAAUGUCGACACCAAUCUCCAAGUUGGACCACCGCUCCAGCACGAAGAGGAUUUGCGCUCCGCAGCCCUUUCCCCUGAUGCAAAGGUGCUAGUCACUGGUUGCCACAACAAAAACGUGUACGCAUGGGACGGCAAUGCUACGCGACGUCUACCUAUUCAAGCCCGUCGAAUACCACAAGACUUUUUCGACGGCGUACAAAAUGGUACCCAGUCUUCUGCCGCACGCAGUACCCAUCCUCGUUAUCCUGCACAAUACCCUCGCAGUACUCGGCCAUCCCUUCUCGAACGCUGGUUGUCCCUCUUCCGCCACUCUCGCCCCGAUACCGAUGGAACAAUUGAACUGCAGCAACGCUCACGGUUGUCCAUCUUCUCUCAUCAGGGUCCUCGUAUUGUUGAAACUCCAACCGUACAAGACAGAAAGGCUUUGUAUGUUGCUCGGCCGGCACAGAACACACAGCAGCAAGUACAAUCGCACGGCCAGGGAUCGUCCACGGCACCACCUGUUCCAGGUACUAAUACUGCUACGCCAGAUGCAAGACCUGCGCACUCACGACUCGUACGAUUGUUGGCUCAUCUCGUGCUCUUUCUCUGCUGCGCAUCCCCUCAACACGCCGAUGGCAACCCACACCCAACACAGCAGCAAUCCCAAGGCCAAGCGCAGACCCAUUUCAUAUCGUCGCAAGCACAGCACCAGCAAGGUCAACCACAGGCCCAGGUGUCAUCAUCACCCACUCAGCCUGCCCCCCUCUUCACGUCUGCGAUUCCUACUGCUCUUGAUGCUCAUACUACCGCACCAGGUGUAGCAAGCGGGCAGCCACGCCCCCUUCCAUUGCGGACCCGUUUCGUUCUUUUUCUCUGCUGUACAUCCCUUCCGCACGCAGAUGGGCACUAACACUGCAGCACUCAUAUUUGAAUCUGGUUCUUUUGUAAUCGCUUUGUUCACGCCGCGAAUGUGUGUAUUUUAUUUCACCACUUCCUCAAUCUCGGGGUUGGUUUCGAUGUUACCAAUUUUAAUCUCAAGUAGUCGCUAGAAACGUGUCCCGGUUGCAAAUCCCGGUGUUGUAUAUUUUAUGCACUACUUGUCCCAUCCGCAUCUAUUCGUUGGUACUACCCGAUAGCAAGUAUGUACAUUCUGCCUUGCACUGGAUCGUACCCUCGUCAAACUGCACAUGUGACCUUCUCAACCGUGUUUCCUACAUGCUUCCCGACUAGAUUUUUAUACGCUACGGUAAUCUCGCGGAGGUUUUCUGUUAUAUGAUUUUCUCCCAGAGGA
Molecule: messenger RNA, 1687 nt
Organism: Suillus subalutaceus
Lineage: Eukaryota; Fungi; Basidiomycota; Agaricomycetes; Boletales; Suillaceae
Product: WD40-repeat-containing domain protein
Exons: 4
Coding region: 95-1306 (403 amino acids)
Molecular function (GO): protein binding
Source: RefSeq, a predicted model, not a curated record